Messenger RNA from Mesitornis unicolor (brown roatelo), 602 nucleotides. Its product is annotated as tetratricopeptide repeat protein 39B-like. The transcript has 5 exons. The annotation marks the transcript as partial. Lineage: Eukaryota; Metazoa; Chordata; Aves; Mesitornithiformes; Mesitornithidae. The record is from RefSeq and is a predicted model, not a curated record.
GCGCAGUUGAGGUUCCAAGAGUGCAUAGCAGCACAGCAAGAGUGGAAACAGAUUCAUCAUCUCUGUUACUGGGAACUGAUGUGGUGCUACACCUUCCAGCAGAACUGGCUUCAAGCAUAUCGGUAUGCAGACCUGCUGAGCAAAGAGAGCAGGUGGUCUAAGGCAAUAUAUGUAUUCCAGAAGGCAGCAAUUCUAUGUAUGCUUCCAGAAGAUGACUUGAAAGCGACUGGUGAGGACAUUGUAUCUUUGUUCAGACAAGUGGAGGGUCUAAAACAGAGAAUUGCAGGAAAAUCUAUCCCAACUGAAAAGUUUGCAGUAAGGAAGGCUCGACGCUAUGCAAAUCCUCAACCGGUGAAGCUGGUAUUACCUGCCUUGGAAAUGAUGUAUGUCUGGAAUGGCUUUGCAAUUGUGGCCAAAAGAUCUGACCUCACUGAAAACUUAUUGGUAACAAUUGAAAAAGAAGAAGCUGCACUACAAAAUGAAACCAGUAAUGAAUACUAUAUGGAUGAUAUAUGCAUGUUGCAGUUACUGAAAGGCCUCUGCCUGAAACAUUUGGGAAGACUCAUGCAAGCUGAACUGUGUUUCAGUAAAGUAAUUCAAAG